Molecule: messenger RNA, 666 nt
Organism: Cryptomeria japonica (Japanese cedar)
Lineage: Eukaryota; Viridiplantae; Streptophyta; Pinopsida; Cupressales; Cupressaceae
Product: putative leucine-rich repeat receptor-like serine/threonine-protein kinase At2g24130
Exons: 2
Coding region: 1-666 (221 amino acids)
Biological process (GO): protein phosphorylation
Molecular function (GO): ATP binding; protein kinase activity
Source: RefSeq, a predicted model, not a curated record
AUGGAGAUAGCAGAAGGAAUGGCAUAUCUUCACCAUUAUUGCUUUGUUCAAGUGAUUCACUAUGACCUCAAGCCCAAUAAUGUCCUAUUAGGAGAUGACAUGACUUCAUACAUAGCAGAUUUUGGCUUUUCCAACAUUCUUUUCGGCAAUUCCAUGGAUUCUUUGACUUCUACAGAUGCACUUAAAGGUUUUGUUGGCUACAUUGCACCAGAAUAUGGAAUAGGUGGAAAGCUUACUACAAAAGGAGAUGUAUAUAGUUAUGGAAUUUUAAUUCUAGAGUUGUUGACAAGGAGGAGACCAACAGAUGAUAUGUUCACUAAAGGAAUCAAUCUACAAAAAUGGACAGAAAUGCAUUUUCCAAAUAGAAUCUUAGAUGUGGUGGAUAAUUGUUUGCUUAUAGAUACUCAUGAAUCAGAGACAUCAAUGGUAACAGAAUGCCUUACUCAAUUUAUACAAAUUGGGCUCUUUUGCACAAGGGAGUCACCUCAAGAGCGACCUGAUAUGACUGAGAUAGUUGAUAGAUUAAAUACAAUCAGAGGUGCAUUUCUUGGUACACCUAAAAUUCCUCAAUUACCAAUAGACAUCUCACCUUUUCUCAACAAUACAAGAUGUAUAAAUAUGGCUGGGUCAGGGAACGAUGAAGGUUCAUCUACAUCUACUACCUAG